GCUGCAGCCCGUUGCCUCGCGAAAGACGCGACCUGUUAUGGCCACCACUACUUCCGGGUUCUGGCAUUCUGGUUCAGAUCCACUUCUCCGCACAGUGCAGCACACACACGCGCACACACACGUCCACACACACACGCGCGCGCGCGCGCACAGUCUCAGAUCGGAGACUCGCGAGCGCGCUGCUCGUAAGCAUCGAUCGUGGCUCCUUUAAGAAAAAACCAACCCAGCAGAAUAUCACCCCACCUCUUCUUGAUCUAAUUGAGCGACUAUUGCAUUAAAAAUCUACUCCGGAGUCGUCAGCGAUCAAAGAAAGGAGAAAGCUUGAUUAUUGUUGGGUUUUUUUUUUUUUUAUUUUGGUGUGUAUCUUUGCAUUAACAUUUGAGGUGUGCCCACGAGAAGGAGCGCGCGGCUGGAUUAUCAUCCAUUCAGGACUUUGACAACCUCGUUCAAGAUUGACAGCCCGAGUGGCAAAGAGCCAUGAGACUCUCUGGUUCUGCGUGAGAAGCAAUUCCACAGUGGCUUUGCGGAGGAGAAGCUCCCUUCUCGCCCCUGUUGAUUGUUCUGGAGAAAGAAAAAAAAAAAAAAAAGAAAAAAGCUUGCGGGGAUAUUUGCGGCGUUUCAUGCUUUGCGUUUAAAGCCUGAGCAACGUCCUCUCGAUCGGAACCCGUGCGGGAUUUUCAGGGUCUCUGCUGGAGUUUGCGUUUCAUUUCCCCUUCACCCUGGCCUCAUAAGGAGAUAUUUUAAGUCCAAGGAAGAAGAGGGAGUGAGGAAGGCCGAUGGCGCAAAGGUACGAAGAUUUGUCCCAUUACGGGAUGGACGGAGUAGGAAUCCCCGCCACCAUGUACGGGGACCCUCACGCGGCCAGGUCCAUGCAGGCGGUGCAUCUGAACCACGGCGCGCAGCUGCACGCGCACCAGUACCCGCACAGCGCGCACAGCGCCAUGCAGCCCGCCAUGGGAUCCUCGGUGAACGACGCCCUGAAGCGGGACAAAGACUCCAUCUACGGACACCCCCUGUUCCCUCUGCUAGCGCUGAUUUUUGAGAAAUGCGAACUGGCGACGUGCACGCCGCGCGAGCCCGGGGUGGCGGGAGGUGACGUGUGCUCCUCCGAGUCCUUCAACGAGGACAUAGCCGUGUUCGCCAAACAGAUUCGAGCAGAAAAACCUUUAUUUUCAUCAAAUCCGGAGCUCGACAAUUUGAUGAUUCAAGCAAUCCAAGUCCUGCGUUUCCACCUACUAGAGCUGGAGAAGGUACACGAGCUGUGUGACAAUUUCUGUCACCGGUACAUCAGCUGUUUGAAGGGCAAGAUGCCCAUCGACCUGGUCAUAGACGACAGGGAAGGGGGGUCCAAGUCGGACAGUGAAGACAUCACCAGGUCAUCCGGGAACCUGGAGCAGACCUCGUGGAACAGGGACCACGAUGACACAGCAUCCAUACGCUCCGGGGGGACACCAGGGCCCUCAAGCGGAGGACACACGUCCCACAGCGGAGACAACAGCAGUGAGCAAGGCGAUGGCUUGGACAACAGCGUGGCCUCCCCGAGCACGGGAGAUGACGAUGACCCCGACAAGGAAAAGAAACACAACAAAAAGCGGGGAAUCUUUCCCAAGGUGGCAACAAAUAUCAUGCGGGCCUGGCUGUUCCAACAUUUGACGCACCCGUACCCCUCGGAAGAGCAGAAGAAACAGUUGGCGCAAGACACGGGCCUCACCAUCCUACAAGUGAACAACUGGUUCAUCAACGCAAGACGGAGGAUAGUGCAGCCCAUGAUAGACCAGUCCAACCGAGCAGUAAGUCAAGGAGGACCUUACACUCCAGAUGGCCAGCCGAUGGGAGGGUUUGUCAUGGACGGCCAGCAGCACAUGGGAAUUAGACCACCUGGGCCUAUGAGUGGAAUGGGCAUGAAUAUGGGCAUGGAGGGGCAGUGGCACUACAUGUAACCUUCCUCUAGUUAACCAAUCGCAAAGCAAGGGGGGAAGACUGCAAGGCAUGCCGGGGGACUACAUGGCCCACUGCGGUUCGAUGGGUAUGGGGCAGCCGAGCUUCAGUCCGCCCCAGAUGCCUCCCAGCUCUGCUCAGCUGCGGCACGGGCCUCCCAUGCGUCCCUACAUUCCUGGACACCCCCCACACCCUGCAAUGUUAAUGCACGGGGGGCCGCCCCACCCCGCCAUGCCUCUGUCAGCAUCCAGCCCCCCCAUGCUCAACCCAGGGGACCCGUCCAUGGCGGGACAAGUAAUAGACAUCCAUGCUCUGUAGCUUAAGAGAUCGUGAGUCAAAGAAAAUACAAAUGAGAGUGACACCGUGUUCUUUUCGGGAACCGUUCAUGUACUUGUUGCAGAGACUGGGGAACUCCAUUCCUGGUAUCUGAUUUGGACCAAGGAGAAGCUAAUGUCUGUAAUUUCCUGGGACCCUUUAACACAGGAAGUGUGCUGGAAACAUAGUAGAGCAGAAACAAUGAAAAAAAACUAUAUGAGCUCUUGGGGAGGAGGUGGACAUGCUGUAAAUUGUUGUAAAAUUACAUUGGACUCUCACUGGACAUGAGAAAUGAUUAUUGUAAAUGCUCUUCUAUUGUUCUGAAUAUUCUGUUGUUUCUUAUAGAUUUUUUUUAAAGAAGGAUGUGAACUUUUUUCUUCUUUUAUUCCCCACACCGUGUCUGUGUGCCAUGUCCAUAGACUUCGACCUCUGGCCCCAUCGCUUCUAGUACGAAAAACAAAUGCAGAAAUAAAUAAGUAAAUAAUAUAGCAUCAGAGAUCAGAAAACUAUCUUGGCCUCCAUGAAUGUAGGAGUGUCUUUGUGGUAUUUUGGGGGGCUUUCUGAAAAAAAAAAACCUUGGAUAUUCCAAGAUUCACAGCAUGUUGCUCUGGCCCUCCAAACUGAACACAAACCUUUUCCUAAUUCAUUUGACAGAAUCAGUCUCAACGGAUAUGACAGGUGAAAUCUCAAUAGAUAUGUGAGUUCUUCAAGCUAUCCAUUGUAAGAGGUCAGAAGAAGAAAACGUAAAAAAAAUAAGUAAAAUAAAAGAUAUUAGUUAAAUUGUUACAUUUGAGAUGUGAAUCUCUUCAUUGCAACUAAAAAAAUGGCUUCUGAAGCCAAAAUGCAACUUAAAAGAAUUAAAAAAACUAUUGUUUUCUGCUUGAGAUAGGCCCUACUUUUUCAAAGGUUACAGUUUGGAGAGUUUAUGUAUACGUUGUAAAUAAAUACUUUUGUGAAAAAAAAAUGGACUGGAUAAGAAUGAGCUGUAGUAUUUGCUUUUAAAAAGUUUCUAUGCUUAAAAAAAAUGUCUCUUUAUGGGAAUCGGAUUGAAGCUUUGUUGUGGUUUAAUAAAUACUUUUUUUCUAGUGAGCAAAAAGAAGGGAUGUUCCACUUUGAUUUGGCUUGUUAUGAUAAAGUCACCUUUUGCAUGUGUAUUAUUAUAAGUUUAAGAAAAUUUUUACAAUGCACUGCAGUCAAAACA
Molecule: messenger RNA, 3454 nt
Organism: Scleropages formosus (Asian bonytongue)
Lineage: Eukaryota; Metazoa; Chordata; Actinopteri; Osteoglossiformes; Osteoglossidae
Gene: meis1a
Product: Meis homeobox 1 a
Exons: 13
Coding region: 777-1940 (387 amino acids)
Biological process (GO): regulation of DNA-templated transcription
Molecular function (GO): DNA binding
Source: RefSeq, a predicted model, not a curated record